Molecule: messenger RNA, 2643 nt
Organism: Folsomia candida
Lineage: Eukaryota; Metazoa; Arthropoda; Collembola; Entomobryomorpha; Isotomidae
Exons: 4
Coding region: 269-2569 (766 amino acids)
Source: RefSeq, a predicted model, not a curated record
UCCCCUCCGGAUUCCUAUACCUUUUCAGGAAAUAUUCAAUCUCAGACAGAUAUAUUCCGCCUCUUGCUGCGAAAGAAGAAAAAAACAGUUGGGAUCCUGUACUAAGAAGUCGGCGAUGGAGGUUCGAUAAGUUCGCAUGGAUCGAGGUUGGAAAAUAAGAUCAUCGGAUGGAGGAUUAAAUACUCGAAUGAGGAUGAUGAUGAUGAUGGCGAUCAUUAAUACAUAUUAGCGUUAUCAUGAGGAGCAACUCCCAAAAAGUGCGAGGGGGAUGAGGACGAAAAUGAAAAAGAAGCUGCGGCGAAGUCGGCAGCCGCAGGAGGACUUCAAUUUGGAGUCGUGGAUGGACACGGUGUCGUCGUCGCCCUCCUCGGAGAACCGUCUGCUUCCUUUUGGCUUAAGCAGGGGCCAAGCGAAGGAGAGGCGACUGGGGGCCAUGAGUCGUCGAAACGUCGUGACAUUUGCUCUCCUCUCGCUCGUCGGGCUGGGCUUGUGUCUUCUCUCUUAUGCAAACUGGACAGCUAUUCCAACUCUGAACCGAUACUUGUUCAAGUCACGGAAUCCAGUUCGAGUGGAUGAUCAAGGAAAGGGAUGCAAUUUUCCCAGAUUGGACCCGUAUGCCCCACAAAUUCGAGAAUUCAUCAAGGAACCGCCCGUUAUUGAUUGUUUCGCCCACCACCCGUUACGAUUCAGGUCCAAUUUUCGGAAUCAACUUCUUCCAGUGCACGCAGGAGUUAUCACCUCUCAAAACGAAACCUGUUGUUAUAAAACUAUUACCAGAGAAAAACAAUCCGACCAUAACGUCAAAUAUUCUAGAACGUGCUUCCCCGUGUCUCUGAAGAAGCCCACAUCAAUCCCUGCGGACCACGAGUUCAUCUCUCUGCGAUGUAGUCGUCCCACGGUAUCCACAAAUUCCAGCAGCAAACUCACCAUCACGACCACUCACAAGGACAUGUUCGCGUUUGUCCAUCCCAAACCCAAGGUGGAAGCAAGGGCGGCUCGAGUUUAUACUGAAAGUGGCAGUGACAAGGCAACAAGUGACCUCCACCGCCGCCCUCUCAGCGUCCUCGUCCUCGGUCUCGAUGCCCAGUCCCACAUGAACUUUCAACGCCAAAUGCCCCUCACGCACUCCUUUCUCCUCCGUAACCUCUCCGCUAUCGGCCUUCAAGGCUACACAAAAGUAGGAGACAACACAUUCCCCAACGUGAUCCCUUUGCUGAGCGGUCUCACAGUGGCUCAGUUGAAGGAACGUUGCUGGCCAAACAAGGCCUCCUACUUUGACGAGUGUCCCUUCAUCUGGAAAUCGUUUUCAGCCCGGGGAUAUCGGACAUCUUUCGCAGAGGAUGCCACCUGGAUGGGCAUUUUCAAUUAUGAGAAACAAGGCUUCCGUCGCCCUCCAACCGACUACUACCUUCAUCCCUUGGCCCUCCUCAUGGCUAAAAAGUUGGGACACGAGACUUGGGGCAAUGCCAAAUUGUGCUAUGGACCGAGACUAGGGUUUGAAAUACUGCUCGACUACAUUGUCAAAACGGCAGUGACAUUUCGAGACAAGCCUUAUUUUCAGUACAUUUGGGCCAACUCGUUAUUUCACGACUACCUCAACAACCCAAAACUGGGAGACGAGCUCCUCCUCCUCACACUGGACUAUUUGAAGAGGAAUGGUUACCUCGACGAUCUUGUGUUGAUCGUAUUGUCUGAUCACGGGAUGCGGUGGGGCUCGAUAAGGUCGACCUAUCAAGGGAAGAUUGAAGAGAGGAUGCCGACAUGCUACUGGGUUUUCCCACCCUGGUUCAGAACAACGUAUGCAAAUGAGAUGGAGGUGCUGGCUGAGAAUGCAAAGUCCGUUCUCACCACUCCGUUCGACGUGCAUGCUACGUUGAGUCACAUUCUGGACAUUGUUACGAGGUCGGAAGGGGUGGAAGGAAAAAGUACUUCGGUAGGACAGAGUCUGCUUCGACCUCUCCAAAGGGGACGGAAUUGUGCCAUGGCUGGAGUGGAGGAACAUUGGUGUGUGUGUGAGCACUAUAAAAUGGCACAAAUUCCACAAAAUGCAAGCAUCGUGACGUCCGCAGCCUCCUAUGUGGUGGAUUCCAUUAACAGGCAGCUGGGCCCCUGGGCGAGUGUAUGUGCCAAACUGAGGUUGGACAAGGUGUCGGAAGCUAUGACGAAAACGGACGAUAAGAACGACGACCUCGUAACAACGACGAUGACAAAACCCAGUGCAACCACACCAGGAUCAAGGAGAGGCAAGACUAAGGAGACAGAAAGGCAGAUUCAGCUCCAACUCACAAUAAUUACGAGUCCCGGUGAGGCUGUGUUUGAGGCGACGAUUCAGAGUGUCCUGGCGGCGACGGCGGCGGCGUCGUCGUCGGAGGAUGGAGGAGGGCGACGGUGGAACGUGUCUGGGGAAAUCAGCAGACUUAAUCUGUACCGUGAACAGAGUCUCUGCGUGAGUGACCCUGUUGCCCAAAAGUUCUGUUAUUGUAGGGACGCCGGAGACGGAGGAGUUAGUACUGCUAAGGCUAAUGAUAAUGCUUCCAAUUCCAAGUCGGAGUCAGAACCACCUUCCUGAUAAAAAUGCCAAUGCAACGGUUAUUAAUAAAGAGAAUUACAAUAAAAGAAUUGCAGUACAAUAAAAUUUUUAAA